Messenger RNA from Lampris incognitus (smalleye Pacific opah), 912 nucleotides. Its product is annotated as histamine N-methyltransferase-like. Lineage: Eukaryota; Metazoa; Chordata; Actinopteri; Lampriformes; Lampridae. The record is from RefSeq and is a predicted model, not a curated record.
AUGGCCAACUUCAGUGUCUCAACACUUAACCUGAAUGGAGCAAGAGAUAGUGCCGCCUUGAUGGACUCGCCUUCAAAGUUUUUCUUCAGCUUGGAGAAGAAGAAUGGACAAAGCAGGUUCAUUCACGCCCAAAAGUCAUCAACAGGGCACCUGCUGACUACGGCCAAUGAGAUCCAGAAGAGAGCUGUAGAUUUUUACUCUCUUCUGUACAGCAGCGAGUACACUGAAAAUGAAGGGGCAUUUGACUCCUUCUGCAAAGCAGGUGACGAUGUCCUUGGUUUAGGGAGUGGUGGAGCGGAGAUGGAUGCUGGGAUGCUAUCGGUCCUGCGGUCCACCCGCCCUGCUGUCUCCAUCACCGCUGACAGGAUGGAGCCCAGCAGAGAAGUGACAAGAAAACUCCAAGAAACCGUUGCUAAGGUAGGAUUGGACAAGAACCGCUCUGGGGCGGUGCUUUGCGAAAGAUCUGAAGUGAGACCGAUGCUCGAUUGUGUGGACGACUACACUGCGGCGCUCAGGUUCUUCCACGGCCUUCUGAAAGGCAGGAGCAGGCUGCUGACGGUGCAGGAAGCAGGCGUCAACUGGGGCGUACUGUGGAAGACUAACAGAAAGGAGCCCUGCACCAAAUCCAUCUCUAAUUACUUCUCAGCGGGAGACAUCAAAGUCCAUCUUAACGCCCUGGGUCUCAGGUACGAGGAGCACAUAGGGCACAGCACCGUCGACAUCUCAGUUUGCUUUAUCCCGGAGGGUGAGCUCCUGCUGGACUUCAUGGCAGAUCAAGAGAACUUCCCCCAGUCGUUCAUCCCGGAGCUCAGAGAAGGCAUCUUGGACCUUCCGAAGAACAAGUGCAGCACCAUGAAAGACGGCAGGGUGCUGUUUGACUGUAGUUUGACCCGUUUUCUUAUUCACGCCUGA